CCCGAAACUUAAAAUAUAUAUUCCGAUUAUAUCACUCUCAUCCCAGCGCUUCUCAGCAUCACCUCCACUUCUUUCAUUCCAAUUCUAGCCAAAAUGGUCUUCGAAAAGCUCCAGACCCUGGAGUUGCCCGCUUCGGCGGAUAUGCAUGUCCAUCUCCGCGACGGCGCCACCAAGAACCUCGUCGUUCCCAGUAUUAGAGCUGGCGGAGUAAACUGCGUGAUGGUUAUGCCUAACCUUGUUCCUCCGAUCACGACAGUCGCCCACGCCCUCCAGUACCAAGCAAGCCUCCAAGCCCUGGAGCCAAAAGUCCAGUUCCUCAUGUCUCUCUACCUCCACCCCGACGUCACCCCCGCCACCAUCGCCGAAGCCGCCGCCGCCGGCAUCAAGAACGUGAAAUCCUACCCCGCAGGCGUGACCACAAACUCCUCCGCCGGCGUCGUAGACUACAGCGUCUUCUACCCUGUCUUCGCUGCCAUGGAAUCGCACAACAUGAUCCUCAACCUCCACGGCGAGCUCCCCUCCACCGCAGACUCAUCCAUCACCGUCCUCUCCGCCGAGGAGAAGUUCCUCCCCACCCUCCGCACCCUGCAUGAGGCCUUCCCCCGCCUCCGCAUCAUCCUCGAGCACUGCACAACCGCUGCGGCCAUCGAGGCAGUCAAGGCGUGCGGGCCUACCGUUGCGGCGACUAUCACGGCGCACCACUUGUACCUUACCAUCGAUGAGGUGGUCGGCAACGCGCACCACUUCUGCAAGCCUGUUGCUAAGCUCCCGGCGGACCGAAAGGCACUGCUUAGUGCUGCUGCGGCAGGGGGAGAGAAGUUCUUCUUCGGCUCUGAUUCAGCGCCUCAUGCGCUGUCAGCGAAGGAGAUGAGGGGGAAGCCCGCCGCGGGGUGCUUUACGCAGGGAGAGGCGACGCAGUUGGUUCUUGAGGCUUUUGUGGGCGCUGUUGGAAAGGGGUUGUUGAAGGAGGAGGAGGUGACGGUCGAGGGUAUUGAGGGGUUCUUGGGUGGGUAUGGAAGGAAGUUUUAUGGGGUUGAGGCGAAUGGGGAGAAGAUUGUGCUGAAGAGGGGUGCGUCGAAGGUGGCGGAUAUGCUGAGGGGAGAGGGAGAUUUGGAGAUUAUGCCGUUUAGGGCUGGUGAGGAGACGUGGUCGUUGGAGUGGAAGGCGUAGGUUGGUCACAGAUUAGAAGACCUGGCCUCGGAAAAGUAACUGUGUGUAUAUAGAGAAUCUAAGUUUAAACAUGAAAUUUUACAGCGA
Messenger RNA from Pseudogymnoascus verrucosus, 1257 nucleotides. RefSeq lists its product as uncharacterized. Gene Ontology annotation, molecular function: dihydroorotase activity. Lineage: Eukaryota; Fungi; Ascomycota; Leotiomycetes; Thelebolales; Thelebolaceae. Gene Ontology annotation, cellular component: cytoplasm. Gene Ontology annotation, biological process: pyrimidine nucleotide biosynthetic process; 'de novo' pyrimidine nucleobase biosynthetic process. The record is from RefSeq and is a predicted model, not a curated record. The coding region runs from base 94 to 1170 and encodes 358 amino acids. The transcript is spliced from 2 exons.